GUUUUCAGGGAUUCGACUCAAGUUAUGGGAGUCAUUGCUAGCGUUGUCGAGGGGAAACCUCUUAUUAUAUAUCGAUGGGGGAAACAGAAAGGAGAUUUUUAUAGCAAGAGAACAUUCAUACUUAGGUUGUAGGGGCCAAGACUAGGUUUCAGCCGAUAUACUAACACUGUUGUUUAAGAAACGAUGUCGAAAACAGAGGGCAAUUCAGCUAAAGAGUUGACAGAAGCGAUGGAGGCAACAAUGCAAAGACUUCAGGGACGAUUCAAGGGAAUUUCUGAGCAGCUGGAGUCCAAAAUAGAUGAGAUGGGAACGCGCAUCGACGACCUUGAGAGUGACGUGUCUGAGCUCAUGACGCAGGCUGGCAUGGAGGAGCAGGCCACUUCCUGUCAUGUGACCUCCAAAAACUGAGGGGCUUCCUAUUACCUUUUCCCACAGAUAUGUCACUUUAGUGGGGACACAUCACUUUACCUCUUAUCACUUUAAAAUGUAGCCAAAUGUAUGCUUUGCUGCUCACAAAUCUGCACGGACCAAUUUCCAAAAUCUUUUGCAAAAAAUGUAAUAUAAGUCAGGCCUCUCAUAUGACGCACACUUGCUAGCCUUUUCCAUUCUUCGUUCUCCGAAUGAAAGGGAGGAUUCUUGCCUAGCCUCUGAAAGACCUGACUCGGAGGGACAUGUCCUACCAAGGAAGCGUCCUCAACAUUGAGAAACACCCUCUGGCUGCACUCUGGAGCAAAACACUCAACCAUAUCAUAUCUUUUUUAUCUCUUUAAGGGCAUCUUAUUUGAUCAAAUAAAGUGUUAGUAACCUUUAUGUAUUAUCUUUGGAUAUAGAGCAGAUUGUUGCCAUCAUAACGUCUGAGUUUUAAACUAAGAUCAGGUGCCUAUAUCCUAGCUACAGUAUGUCACUUAAAAUGAACACAGUGGCAUCUAAAAUACGACAUUAUUGGAAGAAUAUCGACUUUUGAUAAACCAUUAAUGAAUGCAGCUCACCUUAUCUGGUUUUAUAUAAUUUCCACUACCGUUAUCUAAAUGUCUCUGCCUAUAUAUUGGGUGUUUCUCAAUGUCGAGGACGCUUGCUUGGUAGCACAUGUCUUCCGAGUCACUUGCUUCAGAAGCGAGGCAAGA
Molecule: messenger RNA, 1124 nt
Organism: Notothenia coriiceps (black rockcod)
Lineage: Eukaryota; Metazoa; Chordata; Actinopteri; Perciformes; Nototheniidae
Product: heat shock factor-binding protein 1-like
Exons: 3
Coding region: 184-408 (74 amino acids)
Biological process (GO): cellular heat acclimation
Cellular component (GO): nucleus; cytosol
Molecular function (GO): transcription corepressor activity
Source: RefSeq, a predicted model, not a curated record